Molecule: messenger RNA, 1312 nt
Organism: Hibiscus syriacus
Lineage: Eukaryota; Viridiplantae; Streptophyta; Magnoliopsida; Malvales; Malvaceae
Product: (R,S)-reticuline 7-O-methyltransferase-like
Exons: 2
Coding region: 27-1124 (365 amino acids)
Biological process (GO): methylation
Molecular function (GO): S-adenosylmethionine-dependent methyltransferase activity; protein dimerization activity; O-methyltransferase activity
Source: RefSeq, a predicted model, not a curated record
AUUAGCAAGCAAUUCCAAAUUAAAUCAUGGCUGAGGGGACGAAUGGUAGAGUCGAUCAUGGUGAAGGGGCUACGCCCCGAGGGCAAGCUGAAAUACUUCAUAUCAUGGAUAGCUUCAUCGAAAGCAUGGCUCUCAAGUGUGUCGUCGAGCUCGGCAUCCCGGAUACACUAAACCCGCAUCCCGGUGGCGGCAGCUAUCCGAUGACUCUGUCUCAACUGGCCGCUCGCCUUCCGUUUCCGGACCUCGACAUGGACCGUCUUUCUCGUGUAAUGGGAUUUCUUUCUUGCAGGAAGGUUUUCAGUGCUACCGUCGAUAAAGAAAGUGGAGAGAUGAUGUACGGCCUCACCGAUUCCUCGAAAUGGCUUCUUACCGAUAAUAAGUCGGAAAGCCUGGUGCCUACGCUGCUUCUCGCGAUGCAUCCAUGCGCCAUGGCUGCAUGGAAUUGCAUGAGUACAAGCAUAGCCGAAGGCGGGGUGUGUGGAUUUUCGAGAGCCAAUGGCUCAAAUUUGUACGAAUUCCAAUCAAGAAACCACGAGUACAAAAGAGUAUUCGACGAAGCAAUGGCCUGUAACACAAGAGUAGUUAUGAAAUCGGUUCUUAAGCAUUACAAAGACGGGUUCAACAAUGUCGGAACACUCGUUGAUGUUGGGGGAGGAUCGGGGGCUGCAGUGGCCGAGAUCGUCGAGGCACAUCCUCACAUUAAAGGUUUGAACUUUGAUCUUCCAAAUGUAGUGGCUAGUGCACCCAAGUACCCCAAUGUCACUCAUGUCGGAGGUAACAUGUUUGACACCAUUCCCAUUGACACUGAUGCAAUAUUUCUCAAGUGGAUAUUACACAACUGGAGUGACGAGAAAUGCGUGGAGAUCCUGAAGAAUUGCUGGAAAGCUUUACAGGAGAAAAAGGGGAAGUUGAUCAUAGUGGAAGCGGUUCUUCGACGGGAAAGCAAAAGCCUUUCCGACGUCGAAGCACAUAGGUAUGACUUAAAGAUGCUGGUUAUUUCUCCGAGCGGGAAGGAAAGAAGCGAAGAUGAAUGGAGGAAGCUACUGAAACUAGGAGGUUUCUCCCAUUACAAUAUCAUCAACAUCCCUUCUUUUCUUUCCAUUAUUGAAGCCUUCCCUGGUUAACUAGACUAGACUAGACUAGAAUAUAUAUAUCACUUGCUGCAGUGGUGAUCUAUCGAUCGCUGUCUAUUUUAAUCCGUUGCACUAUGAGACUUGUGUUUUUCAUAUGGUUCUGGGGUUUACUGCUGGAACUGGGAAGGAAACCUGUUACCGUAUAUUUUGGAAAUAAGAUUUUAUGGUUAUGAAUUUUA